AGCCCGACGGUGCGGGUGCACGGUGCAGCCCCCCCCGCCCGCUCCGAGCCCCGCCGCCGCCGCCCCCUCCGCCGCCACCAUGAACAAGCUUUACAUCGGGAACCUCAACGAGAGCGUGACCCCGGCCGACUUGGAGAAAGUCUUCACCGAGCACAAGAUCUCCUUCAGCGGCCCCUUCCUCGUCAAGUCCGGUUACGCCUUUGUGGACUGCCCCGACGAGCAGUGGGCCAUGAAAGCCAUCGAAACUUUCUCGGGGAAAGUGGAGCUCCAUGGAAAACAGCUCGAGAUUGAACAUUCGGUCCCUAAAAAGCAAAGGAGCCGGAAAAUCCAGAUCCGGAAUAUCCCACCCCAGCUGCGAUGGGAGGUGCUGGAUGGUUUGCUAGCCCAGUAUGGCACUGUAGAAAACUGUGAGCAAGUGAACACGGACAGCGAGACAGCCGUGGUCAAUGUCACCUACGCCAACCGGGAGCAGACCAGGCAAGCCAUCAUGAAGCUGAACGGGCACCAGCUGGAGAACCAUGCGCUGAAGGUCUCCUACAUCCCGGACGAGCAGUCCCUGCAGGGGCCGGAGAACGGGCGGCGCGGAGGCUUCGGGGCUCGGGGUGCUCCCAGGCAGGGCUCCCCGGUCACGGCAGGGGCCCCGGUGAAGCAGCAGCCGGUGGAUAUCCCCCUCCGCCUCCUGGUGCCCACCCAGUACGUGGGGGCCAUCAUCGGCAAGGAAGGGGCCACCAUCAGGAACAUCACCAAGCAGACACAGUCCAAGAUUGACGUGCACCGGAAAGAGAACGCAGGAGCCGCAGAGAAAGCCAUCAGCAUCCACUCCACCCCUGAGGGCUGCUCUGCUGCCUGCAAGAUGAUUCUGGAGAUCAUGCAGAAGGAGGCAAAGGACACCAAGACAGCUGAUGAAGUGCCUCUGAAAAUCUUGGCCCAUAACAACUUUGUGGGGCGCCUGAUCGGCAAAGAAGGGCGAAACCUGAAGAAAGUGGAGCAGGACACGGAGACAAAAAUCACCAUCUCAUCCUUGCAGGACCUGACUCUGUACAACCCCGAAAGGACCAUCACAGUGAAGGGCUCCAUUGAGAACUGCUGCAAAGCUGAGCAGGAGAUCAUGAAGAAAGUGAGGGAAGCCUAUGAGAAUGACGUGGCUGCCAUGAGUUUGCAAUCUCACCUCAUCCCUGGCCUUAACCUGGCUGCGGUUGGACUCUUCCCUGCCUCCUCCAAUGCGGUACCUCCGCCACCGAGCAGCGUCUCUGGGGCUGCACCAUACAGCUCCUUCAUGCCUCCGGAGCAGGAGACGGUUCACGUCUUCAUCCCUGCACAGGCAGUCGGGGCCAUCAUUGGGAAGAAGGGCCAGCACAUCAAGCAGCUCUCCCGGUUCGCAAGUGCCUCUAUCAAGAUCGCCCCUCCGGAGACGCCGGACUCCAAAGUGCGCAUGGUGGUGAUCACCGGCCCUCCGGAAGCACAGUUCAAGGCACAAGGCAGGAUCUAUGGGAAGCUGAAGGAGGAGAACUUCUUUGGACCGAAGGAAGAAGUGAAGCUGGAGACGCACAUCCGGGUCCCUGCCUCGGCCGCGGGCAGGGUCAUCGGCAAAGGGGGCAAGACCGUCAAUGAGCUGCAGAACCUCACGGCAGCAGAGGUGGUGGUGCCGCGGGACCAGACCCCUGAUGAGAAUGAGCAGGUCAUUGUGAAGAUCAUCGGGCACUUCUACGCCAGCCAGAUGGCUCAGCGCAAGAUCCGGGACAUCCUGGCCCAGGUGAAGCAGCAGCACCAGAAGGGACAGAGUGGGCAGACACAAGCACGGAGGAAAUAAGAGUAGCACCGACACCAGGGGGGAAAGCGGAAGGAGCCGAUGGCUUAAGAGUGGCUGGGAAUCAGUUACCGUAGACAGAUGCUAACUUUUCAUUAACCCAUGGAGAUUCAAGGCAGGUUUGAUUGGCUUCCGAGG
This is a messenger RNA of Melopsittacus undulatus (budgerigar), 1945 nucleotides long. RefSeq names its product insulin like growth factor 2 mRNA binding protein 1 (gene IGF2BP1). The record is from RefSeq and is a predicted model, not a curated record. The coding region runs from base 80 to 1810 and encodes 576 amino acids. Gene Ontology annotation, molecular function: mRNA 3'-UTR binding. Gene Ontology annotation, biological process: regulation of gene expression; nervous system development. Lineage: Eukaryota; Metazoa; Chordata; Aves; Psittaciformes; Psittaculidae. Gene Ontology annotation, cellular component: nucleus; cytosol; cytoplasm. The transcript has 15 exons.